GUCAUCAUUGUUCUGGGUUUUUGAUAAUAUUUGUGGGUCUUUAAUUCCUUUGGAGAUUUUUUUAGCAUUGUGUUGAGAAUAGUAGAAUUUAUGUUUACUUUUGCCUUCUUUGUAUUUUAAUCAUUUGGGUAUUAGAGAACCAGGUUUGGAUUUUGGAUCAAUGAUAGCAUUUGGGUUUUUAUGCUACUAAUAUGGCUACUUGUGUUGUAACAUUUGGUUCUCAGUCAUCUACUGGAGUGCUAUCCUUUUGGAGAGACUAUAGUUUGAAGGAGCAUAUUGUUGGAUUUUUAAUUCAUUGCUGAUGAUGUUUAGCAUUGUGUUGAGAAUAGGAGAAUUUAGGUUAUGGUAAUAUGCAAGUCCUUGUACCAGUAGUCAGAUUGCAUUUUGUCAUUUGUAUUAAAAAAGAAAUGGUUAAAAUUAGUCAUUAUACAUUAGAUCAAAGAGCAAACUUAUCAUUCUGUUAAAAACUCAAUCCAUUUCUACUGUUAAGUGAUAUGUGAUUGAUAGAGCAAAAUGCCACCUCAGAAUGAGGUACAUGUGGAAUUUUUACAAUAAAUAGAAUUUUUACAAGACUUAAUUUACCCAAUUUUUUGAGUGGAGGGGACAAAAUACAAUUCAACUCCUAAUACAAGGACUUCCGUGAUACUUUUACUGGGAAAAAAGUUAUGUUUACUUUGCCUUCUUUAUCUUGUAUAUUUUCUUUUAACAAUGUGGAACUGUAUUUUAACCAGGUUUGGAACAAUGAUUGGUAACCUAAUGUUUGGCAUUUGAGCAUAUUGGUUUUAAGUAUAUAUCUCUUGGAAUUUGGGUUUUAUGGCUACUUGUGUUGUAACAUUUGGCUCUCAAUCAUCUAUUGGAUUGCUAUCCUUUUGGAGAGAUUAUAGUUUAAAGGAAAGGUUGAUUAAUAAAGCUAGUUCCUUGAGAUAUUUCAAUGGUGUUGCUUACAAAAAGCAAACAAAUUUGCUAAGUUUAUUGAACUUCAAAUGUUGUGUUAAUUCUCACAAUGUUGGUCCAAAUCAUAGUAAAGAAUCUUUCCUUGAUUUACACCCUAAGAAAUUGAAGCUUAGUGGUGAAGAGAAUGAUGCAAUGUUUUAUUCUACAACCAUCAACGAGAGUUUGAGAGAAACUUGUAAUCCAAGUUAUAACUAUGGUGAAGCUAAGAUCAAAGUUGUUGGUGUUGGUGGUGGUGGGUCGAACGCGGUUAAUAGGAUGGUCGAGCAUUCGUUGAAAGGGGUGGAGUUUUUGAUAGUUAACACUGAUGCUCAAGCCUUGAAGAUGUCUCCUAUGUUGCCUAAUAAGUGUUUGCAAAUUGGUCAGGAGUUAACUAGGGGUCUUGGUGCUGGUGGUAAACCGAAAAUUGGCAUGAAUGCCGCGAAUGAAAGUAGAGAAGCUAUCGAGGAAGCUGUUCAUGGUGCGGACAUGGUAUUUGUGACGGCAGGAAUGGGAGGAGGAACUGGCACCGGUGGGGCUCCGGUAAUUGCCGGCAUAGCAAAAUCAAAGGGAAUCUUAACCGUUGGCAUUGUUACGACACCAUUUUCUUUCGAGGGCUGGAAGCGAGCGGUCCAAGCUCAAGAGGGAAUUGCAGCCCUUCGUGAAAAUGUGGACACACUUAUCAUUAUUCCUAAUGACAAGUUGCUGGCUGCAGUUUCACAAGCCACCUUAAUGACUGAAGCAUUUAAUCUGGCUGAUGAUAUACUCCGGCAAGGCGUUUGCGGUAUCUCCGAUAUAAUUACGAUUCCAGGCUUAGUUAAUGUUGAUUUUGCCGAUGUGCAUGCUAUCAUGAAAGAUGCAGGCUCUUCCCUUAUGGGGAUAGGUACUGCAACUGGCAAAAGUAGAGCCAGAGAUGCAGCAUUAAAUGCCAUUCAGUCGCCGUUACUCGACAUUGGGAUCGAAAGAGCUACUGGUAUUGUCUGGAAUAUAACUGGUGGAACCGAUUUAACUUCAUUUGAGGUGAAUGCUGCAGCAGAGGUUAUAUAUGAUCUUGUAGAUCCUAAAGCAAAUUUAAUAUUUGGAGCAGUGAUAGAUCCAUCACUAUGUGGCCAACUCAGCAUAACUCUGAUUGCCACUGGAUUCAAGCGUCAAGAAGAUGGGAAAGGCAAGGCAAGUCUUUUCUCACAUUACCUCUUUCCAACAUUUUGGUCUCACUUCGGGUCAAACUUAAGCAUGAUAUUAAUCUUAUAUACGCUUAUUAAAGUCCGAUUUAACCUGCCAAUAAUUCUAAAUGGGUAGACUAAGUAUCAAGUUCAUUUUUUUCUUUUUCGGGUCAAAUUAUGCUAUUAAUCUCUACUAUGCUCUUAAGUUAUAGGUUUAGUGCAUUUAUUUUAAUUUAAUCAAUUUUAGUUCUUAUAUUUUUCGAAUUUUAGAAUUUCAAUCUCGACUUAAAAGGUAGCAUAUAAAUAUGUUUGGUUAAAUUCUACUAUUAAUCUUGUACUAUGCAUACAGUUGUAGAUUCGGUCUAUAUUAUCCAAUUUGAUCAUUCUUAGUCUCAAUAUUUUUCAAAACUUGAAAAUUCAGUUUUAACAGAAUUGGCUAUUGUUAAAUCCAUUAACUGACUUUUUGUGAGUAAUAAAUGAAAAUAACAAACUGACAUAUCAUUACAAAUGUGAUAAUAUAUGUGUUUUGCCGCAUAAAAUAUUGAAAAUAUUAAAACUUAAUGGAUUUAAAAUUACUGUUUAGUUAUGACUGAAAUUUUAAAACUCGGAAAAGUAUUAAGAACUGAAAAUUAUUAAAAUUUAAAGUUCAAAACUAAAUCCACAACUUACGCAUAAUACAUAAACACAAACACUAAUAACAGUCAGGUUCAAGCCCUUGAAAUAUUGAAUCUCAACUUUGUUCAAAAUUAAAUUUUCGAGUCUAAUAUUUAUAUCUAAAUUCUCUCUGAAAAUAUAUGCAGGAAAAUGAAGGUGAUGUUUCUAAUAAUUUUAAUAAGCAUUUUCCAUUUACCAAUGAUGGUUCAUUAGAGAUUCCCAAGUUCUUAAAGAAGAAAGGCCGUUGAAGUUCAGGUUAUUUAAAUCUCUGAUUUUAUUUUCCUGAAAAUAUUGUAAAUAGCUUCUAAAUAUGCUGAAGUUCAUUUUCAUGUCUGUGGGGUUCAAAUAUGAAUAUAUAUAUAUAUAUAUAUAAUAUUAGUAUGUUUAUUUUCGUUUUUAUGUUUUUCAAUAUAUUAUACUCAUCCUUAUAUAUAAUAAUACGGGUGAUAAUGAGAUUUUGAUAAUGUUGGUAAAGAUUGAAGUCUCGAACCUUGAAAGCCUAGGUUUUGCGAUGUGUGAGUCUCUUUCCCACUAUAUGUAGUAUGCCUUAUGUGAAUUUUGUCUAGUUUUUCGUCUACUAUACAUUGUAUUGAUUGAUGCUACGCUCUAUUAUAGUUGGUUGGAUAAGUAUUUAUAUUUGUAAUGUCUUGUAUUAGCGAGACUUAGUAGCUAAUGAAGU
Gossypium raimondii (Peruvian cotton) is the source of this 3426-nucleotide messenger RNA. RefSeq names its product cell division protein FtsZ homolog 2-2, chloroplastic. The transcript is spliced from 6 exons. Gene Ontology annotation, biological process: chloroplast fission. Gene Ontology annotation, molecular function: GTPase activity; GTP binding. The record is from RefSeq and is a predicted model, not a curated record. Lineage: Eukaryota; Viridiplantae; Streptophyta; Magnoliopsida; Malvales; Malvaceae. The coding region runs from base 814 to 2229 and encodes 471 amino acids. Gene Ontology annotation, cellular component: chloroplast; cytoplasm.